This is a messenger RNA of Exophiala aquamarina CBS 119918, 552 nucleotides long. RefSeq lists its product as uncharacterized. Bases 1 to 552 code for a protein of 183 amino acids. The transcript has a single exon. NCBI's taxonomy places the organism in Eukaryota, Fungi, Ascomycota, Eurotiomycetes, Chaetothyriales, Herpotrichiellaceae. The record is from RefSeq and is a predicted model, not a curated record.
AUGCAUGUGGCAGUGCAAGAAUACAACCCAGAAUGGCCUGCGCAAUUCGAGACCAUCAAGGAAGAGAUUGAGACAGCGCUCAUUGGAGUGAAACGUGUUUCUAUCGAACACGUCGGGUCGACGUCAGUGCCUGGAUUGGCCGCCAAGCCGGUGAUCGAUCUUUCAGUGAUCAGCGACCGAGAAGACAUCGAGGCUGCGAUAGAGGCGCUGACACUGCAGGGAGGAUAUACAUAUAUGGGCACGAUGGGGAUACCAGAUCGACAUGCUUUCCGCAAACGAGACAUCUUACCGACCCGAAAUUUGUACGUCUCCGUUAAGGAUUGUCAAUCGAUCAGAAAUCACCUUGCUCUACGUGAUCUUUGCCGAAGAGAUGAUAUGGUGAGAGAUCGAUACGGGCAGGUAAAGCUAGAGCUAUCCCGACGAGAGUGGAAAAGCGUCGACGAUUAUUGCGAAGCCAAAACAGCUGUUAUCAGUUGGAUCUUGGAACAAGCUGGUCUGAGCGAGGAAGAGAGGGAUGCAAUACGGCGUAUCAACACCACAGGCGCAACAUAA